AUGUCUGUCGCUGAUACGCAGCCAACGUCCGGAGAUAAUUUGAGCGUUGAGGCCGCCCUAGAUUCUCUUUUCGACAAGAUCCUUGAGUCACUCAAACAAAUUGACAUUUUUUCAUCCUCGAACCAACCGAUCGUUUUUCCGGUCUACGCGCACGAUAAUCCUGUCGCUGGCACCUCCCACGCUUGGUGUGUGAUUCAAAUCAUUAAAUGGCUCGAGGCUGCAGGCUGUCGUGUCAUUUCUGACAGAACACCGCUUCUUCCUCGUCAUGGACUAGGGGAUGAAAACGAAAAUGCAGCAAUCCGAAACAUACUGUCGAGUCAGUUGCGUCUGCUACCUCGCAAUGAUGACCGCGAAAACACAUACGAGCCGACCUAUGCGAAUAAGGUUAUCGUUUUCAGUUCUGAGGUGCUGCGACAAUACUGUGUCAAUGCUGCUGCUGAACAAUAUGUCCAAUCCGUGGCGAAGGCAUAUAGGGAUUCCCAGGGCCAGCCAAGGGAUCAUUUGAAGAGUAAUAUUCGUGCAAUGGUCGAAGAGAACGCUAGGAAUGGAAGCGCAUGGUUCCAUCAUGUUUUGACGGAAAUCGCAUUCAUGAGGAUCAGGAAGGAUCAUGACUGUCUAGACCAUGGAAUCAUUCCUGUUGCUCUGGAUGGCGAUCUGCCGGAUUAUCUACCCUUUGUCAAUCCCACCGAUCUGGUUCUCAAACAGGAGAUUAACUCGUUGUAUUCAUCCGACUUGCACCAGCUGUUCUUCAAAAUCAUUUUACAGAUAUACCCAAAGCAACACCUGCCCAUUGAGAAGUUCAAAGAGUGCUAUAUGGCACUCAAGGCCCGUUUGAUAGGCGGUGACGAAUCAGUCAUUCGGAACUUGUCUGACGCCGAGGUUGUAAAGUUCAUUCGCCAAGUAUACGAAUCCAUAUUGCAGCAGGACCGAAUCGCCACUCGCCAAAGACUCAGAGAUGCAGAUUCUCACCGAGGAAUCGAGCAAAACGCAAAGCUCUCUAGGAAACGCGCAUUUCUGAGCAAACUCGCCACGGUGCCAUACAGAGACAGAAAAGACAGAAACCCAAAACGAGACGAAGGGACCUGUGAGUGGUUCAAGCACCAUACAAAAUUCCAAGAAUGGCAACAAAGCAAGAAAGCCAGCCUUCUUUGGGUUUCUGCUGACCCUGGCUGCGGAAAAUCUGUCCUGUCGAAAUACUUGGUUGAUGACGUCCUCCCAACCACUGACAAACACUUGACUUGCUAUUUCUUUUUCAAGGACGAUCUAGAUGAUCAGAAAACGCUUUUGAGUUCUCUCAGAUGUCUGUUGCAUCAAGUCUUUGAACAAAACCUAUCCCUACUGGAUGUGAACCUUUUGUCCAAAUUUGAGAAGGACGGUCAACUUUUGAACUCUCGCACAGAUCUUUGGAAGAUCUUGAUUGAUAUCUUUCAGAAGCAGCUUGUGGAAUGUUUCGUCUGUAUCCUCGAUGGCUUCGAUGAAUGUGCAGCCGACGAUAGGUCCUUUUUGAUGGAAAACUUGGAAAAGCUCUACAUGGAAAAAACGGUCCCUCCCCUCAAGCUCCUGUUGACGAGUAGACCCUACGAAGAUAUCAGUAGAGGCCUUCGUAAAUUGCAAAAAAGGGAGCUGAUCAUUCACUUGAGCGGAGAAAGUGAGCAAGAGAUGGAUAAGAUAUCUCGAGAGAUUGAUAUCGUCAUCCAAAACAAUGUCGACGACCUAGGCGAGGACCUCGACCUCGAGCCGGACGUCACUGACCUCAUCAAGAACGAACUGACCAAAGUGGAGAAUCGCACAUACCUUUGGGUCUCUUUGAUGAUAGACAUUCUGAAAAACACAAUCGAGACGUCAAAAAGCGCUCUGAAGACUGUGAUCCAACAACUUCCGCGAACUGUCAGCGCUGCUUAUGAGAAGAUUCUGAGCAGAGAACAAAAUGACGAGACAAAUGCCAAAACUCGAAGACUUCUGCACAUUAUCUUGGCAGCCACGGAACCGUUGUUGACUGAGGAGCUGGCUGUGGCUUUCUCGAUGAGUGGAGACGCUUCUGUUGACGAGAAAGCGAUAAGCCGUAACACGAAAUUUACAAGAGAGUUUUCCAAACUUCUGGUGGUUUUUCGAGGCGGAAAAGCGUACCUAGCUCAUCAGACGGUCAAAGAGUUCCUGGUGAUGGAAUCACCUAGACCGCCAGAGAAUGCUUUGCUUGGACCCGUCGUCCGAUGGGAACAUUCAUUUCAUCCCCACCAUUCCCAUUUCGUGAUGGCAAAGAGUUGUAUGUCUUAUCUUGAGCGAUAUGGUUCAAAUUACGGCGUGCUUUUCUAUUAUGCCGCGCGCAACUGGCCCGGACAUUUCCGUGGGGCGGGUCACGUCAACGAGAUACUAGUCACACAAUCACGAAAUCUGUGCAAUUCGAGCUCAAAGCAAGUCCAACCUUGGUUUGAAACAUACUGGCAAAUGGCAAUGGAUACGUACUACUAUCCAAGGAAUCCUACGAGCCUGAUUGUUGCAUCUAUUUUAGGGUUGAAGGAGACUGUUGAAAUGCUCCUCAAUGUCACAAAUACAGACUUAUAUGCGACGGACAGUACCUAUCAUAAAACUGCUUUCUUCUGGGCCUGCGACAGAGGCUAUUUGAGUAUAGGAAAGUCGCUGCUGGACUGGGUAUCUAAAUCAAACGCCGACAUCUCCUACAGGAUCAUCAACACCUUCGAUCGCGACGCUAAUACACCAUUGCAUCGAGUCAUAGAGAAACUUUCAAGUUUUUGGGGGACUCCUCUGGACUCUGCAAGCGACCCCCAAUAUGACAUCUUGGGUUUUCUCUUGAAUAGGGGAGCCAACAUCAAUGCUUCGAAUUUUCAAGCCAAUACUCCAUUGCACCUAGCAAGGAGAUGCAGCGGAACUAUAGUCAAGCUGCUUCUACAAUCUGGGGCCAACAUGAGACUCAAGAACAAAGAGGGCUAUACAGCGCUGCAUCGGGCGGCUGAAUGUGGAAACCUGGCUGUGGUGAAGGUGCUCUUAAAACAUGCUGCUAAAAGCAACAUUGAUAAUUGCAUCCAUUCCCAGGGCUUCUACAUCAAGAUACUUCUUCUAACGGCUAUUGAAUCACACGAUCGAGGCUUGGUUGAGUUGCUGUUGGAUCCUAUCACUAACGUCAAACUUGAAUACAUGUUGAGCAAUGAUGGGCAGUUUCCUUCCUGUAUUGGGACACUUCUGACUUUUACGAUCAAGCAGCAGGCCUCAGAGAUAACUGAGUUUCUCCUGAAGCGUGGAGCAGACGCGAAUUUCACAUCUCCGAAUAAGCUUACCCUGCUUCUUGAAGCAGUCGCGAAUGGCGGUUGUGAAACAGUCAAGAUCUUGCUGGAUCAUGGAGCAGAUGUCAAUCUCACGCCUCCAAACCGGCUAACGCCGCUUCUUCACGCAAUCACAGACGGAGAUUGUGAAAUGGUCAAGAUCUUGCUGGAUCACGGAGUGGAUGUCAAUCUCGCGCCUCCAAAUCAGCUAACUCCGCUUCUCCAAGCAAUCAUAUCUAAGAACAGGGACAUGGUUGAGUUACUGAUUAACUAUGGAGCUGACGCCAACACUUGCACAAACGAUCACGAAUCACCAUUGUUUUUCGCGCUCAUAUGGGGAGUUAACCGAAAUAUCAUAACCCUGCUGCUGAAUCAUGGAGCAGACGUCAAUUUUGUGUCUCGUAACGGGAGAACCUCGUUAUCUGUGAUGGCGGAUAUCGAUGAUCAGUGUGUUCUUGUCGACACUCCCAUUACCACAGCGAUCAAAUGUGGUAGGGCAGAUAUAGUCCAGGACUUGGUGAGCCGUGGAGCUGAUCCUGAUCCCGCAUUUCGCUAUCUAUCUCGGAGUUGGAUACAUGAGACAGAUCGUCAAAACGCACUUCUGUGGCGCCAGGAAUUACAGACGUUGUUGCUAGCUGAACGAGCAGGUGAGGACAGAGACCUGGGGACAUGGUCGCUGAUUGAUCGAGGAUUGGAGGUUGAUACUCGAAUUGAGCGUGAUAGCAGUAGACUUGACCAAGAGGACAGGAAGCACUUCUUCAAUGUUGUCCUGUAG
Molecule: messenger RNA, 4053 nt
Organism: Pestalotiopsis fici W106-1
Lineage: Eukaryota; Fungi; Ascomycota; Sordariomycetes; Amphisphaeriales; Sporocadaceae
Exons: 3
Coding region: 1-4053 (1350 amino acids)
Molecular function (GO): protein binding
Source: RefSeq, a predicted model, not a curated record